Messenger RNA from Musa acuminata subsp. malaccensis (wild Malaysian banana), 2740 nucleotides. NCBI's taxonomy places the organism in Eukaryota, Viridiplantae, Streptophyta, Magnoliopsida, Zingiberales, Musaceae. The record is from RefSeq and is a predicted model, not a curated record.
AUCUCUCACCGGAAUCGAGCUGGGCGGAGGAAGGGAAGGGCAGGGCGGUGGUAGAGGACGCGGUCGAUGACGUUCCGGCUGUUAGCGUCAACUCGAGUCGGCGUGGAAUUCUGCUUUAUCCUCCUCAAAGGAGAUAAAAAGAGACAUCUUUUUCGGGGUGGGUGGUUCAGUCCACCUAAAUAGCGCGGUCCAAUUUUUGCCUUGCUCGCCGCCUCAAGCGAGAACGAGUUUGGUCACCCAUCCGCGUCGAUCGAAUCUUGUUUCUCCUUCUCCGUUUUGAUUGGAUCUCCCGGUGCCGUCUGCUGAGAUCAGAGUGGCCGGACGAAUUUGGAACCUGCCGACCGCUCCUUGAGGUGGAUCCUUUGCUCCUCGUAUGUUAGGGCUUUUGCUGUGGUUGGGUUGCCUGUAGAUUCUGCGGGCCAAUUUUGAAGCUGGGUUGCGAUGGCGACGGCAACCAUGGCAACUGCAGCGGGUGCUGCUGCUCUUCUUUACUACACGCUGAAUCGUAGACUACAGGCCACGCGAUCUCAAGAUCAUGGUGAAUGUGAGCAUGGCGACGAUGGAGCCAAGCCUCUUCUUUCUGGGAGGAACCGGGUGUCUCGAAGGCCUGUGCGAGCCCCUGCCACAUGGUUGGAGACGAUAUCAACCCUGUCGGAGACGUUGCGAUUUACUUAUUCUGAGACUUUGGGGAAAUGGCCUAUUGGUGAUCUGGCCUUUGGCAUUAACUUUCUCUUAAAGAGGCAGGGAAACUUGCAUGUGGCAAAAACCUAUGCUGGAAACGGAAGCAUACAGCUUAGAGGAGUUCAAGUUAUCGAUGAACUGAAGUACCUUCUGAAUUUGUUAACUCUUUGCUGGCAUUUUUCAAAAAAGCCUUUUCCGUUAUUUUUGGAGGCAACUGGUUAUUCCCAAGAUGAUGUGAUACUUCAGGAACCUAAAGCAGGAAUAUUAAAACCAGCUUUUGCGAUUUUAAUUGACAAAAGCACAAAGUGUAUUCUACUGUUGAUCAGGGGCACUCACAGCAUUCGAGAUACAUUAACAGCUGCAACUGGUGCAGUUGUACCAUUCCAUCAUACAGUUAUGAAUGAAGGUGGUGUCAGUGAUUUAAUUUUAGGGUAUGCACACUGUGGGAUGGUUGCGGCUGCUCGAUGGAUUGCUAAACUUGCUGGUCCAUGUCUUAUGAAGGUGUUGCAUGAGUAUCCAGAGUACCAACUGAAGAUAGUUGGGCACUCGCUUGGUGGUGGCACAGCGGCACUAUUAACAUAUAUUUUGCGGGAGCAGCAGGAUUUUGCAACUACCACCUGCGUGACAUUUGCUCCAGCUGCAUGUAUGACAUGGGAACUGGCAGAAUCAGGCAGACAUUUCAUUACUUCAGUUGUCAAUGGAGCUGAUUUGGUGCCGACAUUCUCAGCUGCCUCUGUAGAUGACUUGCGCUCUGAGGUGACAGCAUCAGCAUGGCUGAAUGACUUGCGAAAUCAAAUUGAGCACACUAGAAUAUUGAGCACUGUUUAUCGUUCAGCAUCUGCACUAGGGUCUCGUCUUCCAUCAAUUGCCACGGCUAGAGCUAGAGUAGCUGGUGCUGGUGCGAUCCUACGUCCAAUAUCUAAUAAAACACAGGUUGUGGUGAAGACAGCCCGCAGUGUGGCUCAGGCUGCAUGGGCUCAACCUCCACUGAGGCUAUCUUCGUGGUCCUGUAUUGGGCCUCGUCAUCGAAGCAAGUCAACUGUUCCAAACUCAAGACUAGAAGAAAGCAUUUCAGGAUCCUCGACCUCAGCAAAAGAAAAUUCCGAGGCUCUUGCCAGUUCAACUGAAACAACCACUUUGGAGAACAUAGAAAUCAUUACUUCUCAGGGUGUAGGGUGGACCACAGAAUAUGAGUGUUCACAAAUCAGUGAAAUAUCUCAUGCUACUGAGGUGGAUGACAAUGAGGACGACAGUGAUAGUGAGGAUCUCAUGGGCCAUGGUAGGAUCGAGGACAGUAUGACCGAGGUUGAGUUGUGGCAGCAACUGGAGAAUGAGUUAUACCGAACUAGGCAGAAUAAAGAUGGUGACUUGGCAAAUGAGAAUGAAGAUGCCGAUUUGGAAAAUGAAAUAAGGGAGGAGCAGAACACCACUGCUGCUGAGGAGAGCAGGGGGACAACCGAAGGCAUGCUGACCGAAACAAAGGAAGUUCAUAGAUUUUACCCCCCUGGAAAAAUCAUGCACGUUGUGCCCAUCCUUCCGGAUGGAACAACCAACCAAGAAGCUCCGAACGAUGGCCAUGACGAUGGAAGCCUGCCGGUUGAGCCUAAAUUUGGGAUUUUCUUGACACCAAGGUCACUCUAUGGUAAAUUGAGGCUCUCACAGACGAUGAUAAAUGAUCAUUACAUGCCGAUUUACAGAAGAAACAUUGAGCAAGUAAUCAGUGAGCUCGAGAAAGAUAUUUCCUCGGACAUCUCUGGAGAUGAAACCAUUUUAUAGUAUAUGAUUUCUCUGUGUCCUCAAGUGGCCCCAGGCAAGGUGCCAUCCCUUGCUAGGCUGAAUAGGAUCGAAGUAGAGGCUGAAGGUUCUGAAAAUUCUGUAAAUUAGUAGAGAAAAAUUUGCGUUUUUCCCUGUUAUAUAUAAGUUCUUUGUUUAGCCAUCUUUUAUAAUCUGUAUCAUUUGGUGAGUGUUCAUCAUCCAAGGAUAAUACUCAUCAGAGAAUCAAGUAAAAACCUGAAUACACAUUUAUCACAAACAAAGUGUAACCAUUGUAUGCCCGCAA